CUUCCCUUUUCCCUUCCCGUGCCGUGCCGAGCCGUGCCGUGCCGGCCAGGCCCGCCCGGCGGCGCAUGCGGGGCGGGGAGGCGGGAGCCGUCCCGAGAUGGCGGCGCGGCCGCCGGUGCCGCUGGGACGGUUCCUGCUGCUGCUGGCGCAGGAGCACCUGGAGUUCCGCCUGCCGGAAAUAACAUCUUUGCUCUCGCUCUAUGGUGGACAAUUUAGCGAUCAGCAGGAAAUUUGUGUAAAUUCUCCGUUUUGGAUUCUCAAUAUUCCUUCAGAAGAGAUGGCAAGGAGAAUAAUGAAACGGACAGUAUGUGCAAAGUCUAUAUUUGAACUGUGGGGUCAUGGCAGGUCUGCAGGGGAGCUCUAUGCAUCUUUGAAGAACUAUCCAAUGGACAAGAUGCUUCCAUAUCUACAGCCUGACUCUACAUACAAAAUACGUAUUCAUACUUUUAAUAAAACACUGACCCAAGCACAGAAGAUAAAGAAGAUAGAUGCUCUUGAGUUUCUGCCAUUCAACGGAAAAGUAAAUUUAAAGAAUCCAGAACACGUCUUCUGGAUUUUGGAAGAUUAUGGAAUGGACCCUAAUAAUGUUCCAGAAGAGCCCUUUGAUCUGUAUUUUGGUAGAUGGAUUGCAGAUGGCCAAAGAGAACUCAUUGAGUCCUACAGUGUAAAAAAGAGACACUUUAUUGGAAAUACUAGCAUGGAUGCCUGCCUGUCUUUCAUUAUGGCAAAUCAUGGAAGAGUGAAACCCAACGAUAUUGUAUAUGACCCCUUUGUUGGAACAGGUGGCCUCCUUAUCUCCUCGGCACACUUUGGAGCAUAUGUAUGUGGUACUGAUAUAGACUACAACACAAUCCAUGGAUUAGGCAAGGCAAGCAGAAAGAACCAGAAAUGGAGAGGACCAGAUGAAAAUAUCAGAGCUAAUCUCCGACAGUACGGUUUAGAGAAGUAUUACCUUGAUGCCCUAGUUUCUGAUUCUUCACGACCAGUAUGGCGAAAAGGGAUGCUGUUUGAUGCAAUCAUUACAGAUCCACCAUAUGGUAUCAGAGAAGCUACUCGCAGAACAGGUUCACAGAAGGAAUCAGUUAAGUCAGCUGAAAGAAGCACAGAAAAUCACAUCUUCAUUUCAUCGAACUAUCAUCUGAGCGAUAUCUUUUUUGACCUAUUGAAGUUUGCAGCAGAAUAUCUGGUGAUGGGAGGAAGAUUAGUUUACUGGCUGCCGAUAUACAGGCCUGAAUAUACAGAAGAGAUCAUUCCCCGCCACCCAUGCCUGAAACUUAUUAGCAACUGCGAGCAGAUGCUUUCCAGCCACACGUCAAGGCGCCUGAUAACCAUGGAAAAGGUGAAAGAAUACAAGGAUCAAGAUCAGAAUUCUUACUUGUUGGAUGAUCAAUACAUGCCGUACAGGGGACACAAUUCUUUUCGUGAGAAGUAUUUCAGUGGUGUGACAAAGAGAAUUGCCAAGGAAGAAAAAGACAACCAGAAGUAAAAUACAAUAUAAACAGAUUAAAAAAUGAGGAAAGAAUGAAGAUUGUGUUUCUUUGUAAGGACAUCUGGAUAUGAACAUUCAUUUGGAUGCUUCAGAAAAAUAAAUACUGCUUUUAAUUUUAAAGCAAGAUGAAGCCCACAACACAGGUUGAGAGCAGUUCUUUUUAAUUAGCUUUGUUUAUAGCAGAUUUUAUUGUACAAGUUUUUCUGAGUCUUAUUUAAUUUAUAUUUGUACUUUCAAGUUAUAAUGAUGAUUGACUAAAACCAUUAUUAUUGUUCUUCCACCAUUAACGUUUACAAAAAGUAGUAGUAUUAUUUGACUUCUUAAACUGUGAACAUCUGGCUGUUUUAGGAACACGUGGUGGUGAUCAAGGAUUGCUUAUUGUGAAGAUCAUUUUCUUUUUUUUUUUCUAAAUGAUAUACAGUAAAACAGAAAAGUUUGUGAGUUUUUAUUUUUAAUUGUUGUAUGCAGUAACUGUUCAUAUGUGUUCUGAUUUGUUCUGGCUGAGUCCAGCAGUGUUUAAAAAAAAAAACAACAAA
Cygnus olor (mute swan) is the source of this 2025-nucleotide messenger RNA. It is a transcript of the gene TRMT11, whose product is annotated as tRNA methyltransferase 11 homolog. Gene Ontology annotation, biological process: methylation. The transcript is spliced from 13 exons. Gene Ontology annotation, molecular function: nucleic acid binding. Lineage: Eukaryota; Metazoa; Chordata; Aves; Anseriformes; Anatidae. Gene Ontology annotation, cellular component: cytoplasm. Bases 98 to 1486 code for a protein of 462 amino acids. The record is from RefSeq and is a predicted model, not a curated record.